Molecule: messenger RNA, 1960 nt
Organism: Myzus persicae (green peach aphid)
Lineage: Eukaryota; Metazoa; Arthropoda; Insecta; Hemiptera; Aphididae
Gene: HDAC1
Product: histone deacetylase Rpd3
Exons: 9
Coding region: 1-1476 (491 amino acids)
Molecular function (GO): histone deacetylase activity
Source: RefSeq, a predicted model, not a curated record
AUGUCAAUCACUCCUUUCAAGAAAAGAGUCUGUUAUUAUUACGACAGUGAUAUAGGAAACUAUUAUUAUGGACAAGGUCAUCCUAUGAAACCACAUAGGAUUCGAAUGACUCAUAAUUUACUUUUAAAUUACGGUUUAUACCGAAAAAUGGAAAUAUAUAGACCUCAUAAAGCAACAGCUGAAGAAAUGACCAAGUUUCAUAGUGAUGAGUACAUACGAUUUUUACGAAGUAUUCGUCCAGAUAAUAUGAACGACUAUAACAAACAAAUGCAAAGAUUCAAUGUGGGUGAAGAUUGUCCAGUUUUUGACGGUUUGUAUGAAUUUUGUCAGCUAUCUGCGGGUGGUUCAGUAGCAGCAGCUGUUAAGUUAAAUAAGCAAUCUGCAGAUAUUUGUAUCAAUUGGGGAGGUGGUCUCCAUCACGCAAAAAAAUCUGAAGCCAGUGGCUUCUGUUAUGUUAAUGACAUCGUACUUGGUAUAUUAGAAUUGCUUAAAUAUCAUCAACGAGUAUUGUACAUUGAUAUUGAUGUCCAUCAUGGUGAUGGUGUGGAAGAAGCAUUUUACACUACCGAUAGAGUUAUGACAGUUUCAUUCCAUAAAUAUGGCGAAUAUUUUCCUGGUACUGGUGAUCUCAGAGACAUUGGUGCCGGAAAAGGAAAAUACUAUGCCGUUAACAUUCCGCUAAGAGAUGGAAUGGAUGAUGAUAGUUAUGAAUCAAUAUUCGUACCAAUAAUUACUAAAGUAAUGGAGACGUUCCAACCUAGUGCAGUUGUAUUACAAUGUGGAGCAGAUUCACUUACAGGAGACAGACUUGGAUGCUUUAAUCUAACUGUUAAAGGUCAUGGUAAAUGUGUUGAAUUUGUGAAACGUUAUGGCUUACCUUUUCUUAUGGUUGGUGGAGGUGGUUAUACUAUCCGAAAUGUAUCUCGAUGUUGGACAUAUGAGACAGCUGUGGCAUUAGGAGCUGAAAUUGCUAAUGAAUUGCCGUACAAUGAUUAUUUUGAAUACUUUGGGCCCGAUUUCAAACUUCAUAUUAGUCCUUCAAAUAUGACCAAUACAAAUGCAACCGAGUAUUUAGAAAAAAUUAAAAACCGACUGUUCGAAAACUUACGAAUGCUACCUCACGCCCCAGGAGUUCAAGUCCAAGCUAUUCCUGAAGACGGUGUACGUAAUGAGUCUGAAGAUGAAGAUAAUGUUAACCCUGAUGAAAGGAAUCCUCAGUCCAUUACAGACAAACGAAUUGCACCUGAUAAUGAGUUUAGCGAUAGUGAGGAUGAAGGAAUGGCUCCUGGAGUAGGGGGUGGUGGCCGAAAAGAUAACAGAUCUUAUAAAACGGUUACACCUGCUCGAAAACAAGCACGUUUGGACUCUAAUAGGAUGGAAGUAGAUGAACCUGAAUUUAAUAUUCUAAAAGAUGAAAAAGAAGACAAAUCUGUUAGUUCUGAUGAUUCUAAUAAAAAGGAUGCUGUCAAGUCGUGAAUUUUUGACUAAAUUAUAUAAUAAAAUUGUAAAUAUUUAAAAAAAAAAGUAAAACAAUGAUUUACUGUCAUUCAUUUGUGUACAUAACUUCGAUAAUUAGGGCGGUAUAAUGUAAUUUAGUAAAUUAUCUUAUUUAUAGUUACUAAUUUAUGGUUUAUGAUUGUUAACUCUAAUAAUAACGCCCUUAGUAAGUUUUAAAAAAAUGAAGUAAGCUGCGAUAUUAAGCUGAGUAUACGGCAAAAGAUAUUUUUUCACAACAAAUGUUUCUACAUUUUUAUAUUUAGGUAUAUCAAUUUGUUUUAAUUUUUGUAAUGAUAUUAGUUUAUUUAGCAGCUGAAACAUUUUAAACAAAUGGAAGUGAUGACGGUGUUACUUGAAUGUGUUACUCUAAUGAACUACAACAAAUAUUUUUUUAUGAUUUGUGGUUAUUAAAGUUAACGAUUCUUAUUUUCUUUUUUGAACUAUUCUUAUCAUUACAAUAUUU